AUGUUCACUGCUGUCGAGAUCUCGCGUCUAAGUGUUACCAAAAGAAAAGACGAAGAAAUUGAACUCAGCGGGCUGUGCUUAUCCAACGAUGGACUGCACUCCUCCACUAGCGAGUUCGUGCGAAGUGGAAGCGUUCGCGCGAGCCACCACAGCGCUGGUGGAAGUCCUUCCCUAGCCGGUGGGGAGGGUGGAGCAACAUCCCUCAGAGGGAGCGCCCUCGACGACGGUGGAUCAAGGUUCCCCAGACUGGACCAGUGCGCCCACUUUCACUACGAGUACGUCGAGCUUCCCCCUAUAUCGGUUUGCCUGGUGUCGGAAGAUCUCAAGCCCCUGCCGAGGAGUACGUCGAUCCGUUCGUCGUCUAUAGACAGCAGAAGGGCUUCAGAUCAGGACUCGCGAUCUUCCUAUGGGGACGGAAUCAUUGGCAGCCUUGCAGCGGAAUGCGAAAAUUAUAUUGACGCAGCUGUCGGCAGCGAAGAUAUUGCGGACGAGGUCGUUUUAGAUCCCGAGAACAAGGAGAACACAGAUCUUGGGGGUAAAAUUGACCCUUCACUCGCCUGUAAACCUCCCCGGCCAGGCGUCGGUAAAACAUGCGUUGUUGAUGUUCACAAAGAUGCAUCUGCGUUUCCUUCAGACGUUUCCCGAAAUUCUAAACCUGACAACGCCGUCUCAUCCACAGGGAUAUCCUCCCUGUGCUCGUUUGCGGCAUCCAAAACGCAAAGCACUUCGACAAAAAAUCUUACCAAGACUUCUAAUGAAAUUCUCAACACUUGCGCUGAAGACUCCGAGAGCAAGAGCUUCUUGGUGCAAGUGACGUCUUUGGAGCGGUCGUGGGUGGUGAGAAGAACCUAUGAAAAUUUCCGUUUCCUUGACCGGCAGUUGCAUCGCUGCUGCUACGACAGGAAAGUCUCGAAGCUCUCAGAACUCCCGCCGGAAGAUCAGAUGUCUGGGCCUGAUAAAGAGGCGACGCUGCAGUGCGUGUUGUCCUCGUAUCUCGCUGGGCUGAGUCGCAUCGCGGGACCGCUGAUCACAUGCGGCCCCGUGCUGGGGUGGCUGGAGCUCGACAACAGAGGACAUCGUCUUAUCGUCACCGAUGACUCGGACAUCAACACGCCCGCCGUUGCCGCCGCCUACGUCGUCAAGCGAUACCUGGCACAGGCUUCUGAUGAAAUCACCUUCGAGGUUGGUGACAUGAUCAGCGUGAUCGACAUGCCUCCGGCCGAAGAGAGCGUCUGGUGGAGAGGCAAGCGGGGCUUUCAAGUGGGCUUCUUCCCGUACGAGUGUGUACAAGUCAUCGGUGAUAAGGUGCCCCAGGCUCUACACCCGCACCCCCUGGGUGUUGCAGGCAGUCGCUGUGCCCCGUCCUCUCCUCUGCAGAGACGCGCCGCCGCUCCUACCAAGCCUGUGCUCAGGAAGCAUGGCAAGCUCAUCGCUUUCUUCAGGAGCUUUAUUCUUUCCCGACCAUCCCGACGCAAGCUCAAGCGCCAAGGCAUUUUGAAGGAACGAGUUUUUGGCUGCGACUUGGGUGAACAUUUGUCAAAUUCUGGCCACAACUUGCCGAUGGUGCUCAAGUGCUGUGCUGAGUUCAUCGAAAGCCACGGAACUGUCGACGGCAUCUACAGACUCUCUGGCAUAACUUCUAAUAUCCAGAAGCUAAGGAACGCGUUCGAUGAAGACCGCAUUCCGGAUCUUUACGGUGACGAAAGCAUCUUGCAAGACAUCCACUGCGUGGGCAGCGUGCUUAAGAUGUAUUUCCGUGAGCUGCCGAACCCGCUGCUCACGUACCAGCUCUACGAGAGCUUCGUCGCCGCCGUUACGCAGAGCGAAGAGGAGAGACUCUUGCACGUCAGGGACGUCGUCAGGCAACUUCCUCCUCCUAACUCCAGGACGCUGGAGUACCUAAUUAGGCACCUGGCUCGUGUGGCGUGCCACAGCAGCGAGACGGGCAUGACGCCUAAGAACAUCGCCAUCGUGUGGGCACCAAACUUGCUCCGCUGCAAGGAACUCGAAGAGGGCGGGGUGGCGGCGCUGCAGGAUGUGGGCACACAAGCAGUCGUGACGGAGUAUCUCAUCCGUUACGUGGAGCUCAUAUUCUGUGAACAAAAACCUUCACCCUCACCUCGGCCUAUCCGAUACGGCACUCAUCUCACUGACGUAGCUGGCACACCUAAGAAGAGUCGCCCCAAGAGCCUGGCCAUCUCUACACCAACCAAGCUCCUCACCAUAGAGGAGGCCAGACUGCGCGUUCUUACUGCCGCUAUCAAGCCCGAUCAGAAGUACAUUGAAGUUGGUGGUGGACCUCAGUCUCUACCCAAGAAUUAUCACACCGUCAUAGAGCUGCCGAACCGUAAAGGCGGAAGUCUGAAGCAGAAAAAAUCUCCGCUUGGCUGGAAGAACAUUUUCAGCAAAGGACGCACACUCUCGAAACAAACCCUCCCUGAACUACAGCACGACCGAAAAAUUUCUGCGCCAUUUGAUCUCAAUUUGACAGCUUCCGCAUGCGGGUUGAGGGUGGACGCAGCUUCUGGUGUGGGCAGGCAGCUUCGUCCCGUCAAAUCUGAAGAAUCACUUGUGUCUACUCCCGCGUCACAAGGGGGAUCAACUAACAGAAACUCAAAGGCUGUUGCUACUCCGGAAAAAAUCUGCGCGUCUCGGCAAAACAACGGGCAAACAUAUGCUGGUCAGCAUCGCGGCCAGGAUAUGGACACAAAUUGUUCGACUGAUGAUCCGUCGGCUGCUAAUGGCAGUAUAAAUGAUAGUCCCAUUCCAUCACCCCGGACGCACAAUCGUUCUGUGUCACACGAUUCCUACUUCAAUCUCCUGGAGAGGGACGGUGGGAAGACAGCGCCCCGCGAGGGUGCCGUUGCCGAGGAGGGUGAAAGCGAUCUCGAGUUGUCUCCCGAGUCUUCAAAAAUGUUCAUUGAUAUAAGCGAGCUUAAUAUUGACUUCAACACUAGUGAAGCAGAAAUGAAAAUAUUUUCUGAGGAUGAAACGCUCAAAUCUACCUCUAUUGAAGGAUCACUGUCACGUUCUACGCUCGAUAUGGAAAACUUGAGUAUGGAAUCUGGAUCGAUAAAAAGUAAGGAAAAUCUUAAUAGAUAUGAUAAGAAGAGUCUUAAAGAUAAACUACGUCACAAAUUUGCUUCACCAGCUCUCUCACGGAAAGAAUGUUGUACGGGUCUGAACAAAGAAUCAAAUUCUGAAUCUCAACCUUUGAGCGGGAGUCCCAGGUUCAGUAAAGAAUCUCCACCCACUGUGAAGACAGAGGACAAUAAGCUGUCAAAUACCCUACUAUCAUCCUCACGGCAUCCUUGUAACUUGGAAUUAAAAUCAGUGCCUUUUAUUUCAAAUGAUGAAAAUAAUCGGUCUUCGACUCAGCAAGCGGAAAAAAUGAAAGGUUCGUCUACGGAACAUGAUAAGAGUAGCGCUAGUGAUCUCACUAUUGAAGGAGGCAAUUCAAGCUUUGAAGAUUCACGUUCAGACCGUAGUUUUGAAAGUGCUCUAAUCGAUCCUGAACUCAUGGCAAAACUUACAAAAAUUCAGAGUUCCCCUUGUGCUACGGCAUCUGAAAACAGUAGCGUGUCUUUGGCUGAAGCCACUGUUUCUGAUAAUGAAUCAUUUAAUCUUGGUAGUAGUGGGAGUAAUGGUGUCUUAGCUGAUGUGAACUCGCAUAUAGCAAUUCCCGUCAGUAAAAGCGUCACUGAGACUAGGGAAGUGGCUGAUGAAUUAGCUAAUACUGGGUUGAAGACUGUGAGCCCAGUCCCUGCUGUCAUGGCCGAAUCUUUCCCAGGUUACUCCAACUGUAGUGAUGUUAUAAUGAAGAACGACGUAGACAACGUGUCUUUAGGAGAAACAAAAAGUGAGUGUAUUGAACUCGCUCACCGGCCUUCUUCGUUGUGCCCUAGUACUGAGGGCCUACUUGGCCUUGGACCGAGAGGCACUUCACCAGAAACACCGCAAGGUGAUUCUACGUUCAAUGAUAUUCUGUAUCAUCCCCUUAGUGAUACAACUGAGCCUUCAACGCCCAGUGAAUCGCAUUUCGGUAACGGAGUCGCCGAGAUUACUACUCCUCUGGCAUCAUCAGCGUCCAACUUUCUAAUUCGUAGAACUCCUUUAUCCCCCGACAUCAGCAGCAGUAGUGCUGAUGAUCCAAUCGAAAACGUGCCCAUUUACGAAAACGUAGAUAAAAAUUCUUCUCUGUGCGCCUCAAUUUUGAGUCACGGUGAAGAAAGUGAUGGUAACUACGAAAAUGUGAUGUACCUCUCUUCAGAGAAAUUAGGGGCAAGCAGAGCUGACGAAAAUUCCCACUUCACCAAUACAAUUAUUAGGAAGAAAUCUUUGCCGAAAAAAGUAACGCACGUGAAUAGUUCGGACGUUAAUGCCUCGUCGGUAGAUGACGCGAUGGUUGAUGAAUCCUAUGAAAGUUUAAAUUCUUGCGGCACUAAAGCUGGUCUUCUUGAAACAGCACUCGAUGAUGAUUACGAGGCUUAUAAUUUUACGUCGCAGCCUGAAUACGAAAAUGUCAACAUACACAAUUCAGAAGCGACGGUAACACUUGCACCUAUAAUUCAAUCAAGUCCAGAACUCUGUGUGGAUAUGGAUGGCGAAAGCGUUUAUCAACAAGUUAAGUAUUUGCGUCGAUCUAUUCAAGAGGUCAACGAUUUGCUUGUCGAUAACGACAAAGAUGAUGAAGCAAUGAAAAUUAUUGGAAACGUGAGUUGUGUUCCAGUAUCUUGUGCAUUAACCUACGAUCACAACGACUCGGAACCGGGAGAACAUUCAGUUGAUAUCACGAACAUUCAAAAUAGUCAGCCCCUUAAAAAAGUUGAAUCGAAAAAUGCAGAUGAUACCGAAUGCCUGGAAUCCCCCAUGACCCCUUCAUCUUCUAGUUUACCCACAGAAGUAUUGGUGUUUCCUUGCUUCUCGUCCCCGACGGAAUCCACGACAGAUGACGUCACUUCAUCCGACGCGUCGGAAGCUCUUUUAUUAACUGCAAGUCCGUCUUUCCGACGAUCCCCGGCUACUAGUAUCCUAAACUUUUCUCCUCCGACGCCUUCUGGCUCCUCGGCUAUAGACGCUGUAACCAGAGUCUCUGCAGAAUGCAACAACCCCACUUUACAGCCUCCUAUUCAAAGUGUCCCUGUUGUUGCUGAUAAUGAUGGACUCGGCGAAAGAGAGGCUCUCCAUUCUCACCAUACCCCAAUUUCACCCCAUUUGAGUGUAGGGUCUUCAGUAAAGUCUUCUGAAUCUUCAUCAUCGCAGUCGAAUCCAGCAUCAUCACAGGCCACCUCGCCAUCAUCAGGCACUGCAAGUCUAUCAUCUUGUUCGCCAGAUGUGACACCUACGGGAGAAAAUUCCCAUUUGUUGGCAUCAUUUUCUUGUGCGAAUGAUACUUCCUCUGAUGCUGUCACAUCUGCACUGGCAGGAGAAAGAAACGACGACGCUGACAUGGAGCCAUUGCUCAUGGAUACUGACAUGGAAACAAAUCCAGUCACUCCCACUCUUCAGUGUUCUCCGGAAUCUAGUCAAAUCGAGGAGGACAAUGAAUUGCUGCUAGACCAAGAAACGUCUAUUAAACCUAUUUCGGAUAUAUCGUCGGACCUCAAUGAUGAAGCAGUAUGGACUGAAGUAACACAUACUCCUAUUGAUUCUGAAACUUGGCAUCCUUCUCAAGUGGAAAAAGUUCCCGUUAGCCCAAUAACACAAUCUCUUCAGCGUCACAAAACGUCACCAGACAUUCCAAAACCGCACACUCCAGUUGACAAUAGCGCACAACUGUCCAAAGAGGCCGAAGAUGUACCUUACAAAGCCAAGAGCGGCCCUGUAAAAAAAGACAUCACAAACGCUCUUAUCGAGCCAGAAGACGAAGCCAUCAAGAGAGAGCGCAUUGAAAAGUACAAAGAAGAAAGAAGGAUGAUUCUGAGAGAAAAAUUCAAGUCGGAGAGUUUCCGAGGUGAGAAAGAUGAAAUGCUGUUAAGAUUAAAACAAAAGGCUAUUAGUCCUUCCCGAGUUGAGGACGACUCAUUCCUUGCGAGCGAUGGCAUAGCAGAAAAAGUCCCUUGCACUGAUCAAUUUUUGCCGCCAAAGCCAUCAGACGUGUUGAGCUUGAAUAAUCGUGAUGCGGACGAAGUCGUCCUUCGCGCGAGGGAUUCGGCACCUAAAAUCGUAGAAGGAAAAAAUAUUUCUUCAAAUACCUGUGCAAUCGAAGGAACAAGUGUGGAUUCGGAGCUUAAACAAGACUACGAAUCUUCCUCGCAACGCUUAUCCACUUCUCAACUUGUAGAGAAAGAGCGUCGGUUAACUAAUGUGGACCGACAUAGCUCCCCUACCUCUUCAAGUUAUUCGAAAGUAGGAAGUUUACCGCAGUGCGCGGAAUCUUUUAAACUUCUCAAGUCGACGUCGUCUACAUCACCUCUCACAGGACAAACUAACAUGCGUUUCAGCGGUGCCCGUAAAGGACCAGAGAUUGUAGCUGACAAGGACGAUGUUAGUGUGAAAGAUUUGGUCUCAGUUUGGGGAAAAGAUGAUACCACAUCGAAAAGCCCUACUGAUAAAGAUGCCCGAGCCAAGUAUGAAACGGGCCUUUACUUCGGUGGCCAGACGAAUAAGAACCAAACUCGCGAUAAACCACCUCGCUUUCAUCGAGGCCUCAGUCACGAUCCAGCUCAUCCAAAAGUUCCGACUGAUCACGUUUCUGUGCAUGGUCGAGUAAAUAGAGCACUUAGCUGCAACGCCGAACUGUCUGAUAAGGCAAGUUUUGCGAAACAAUCAAAGGUUUCAGAAGGGGAGAGCCUUCCAGAAGGAAAUGGAACAACUAUUGUCAGAAAUGUCUUGUGCCCAUCUGGUAGCAUUGGAGGCAAAUCCUUUCCUGACAAAAUUAACGACAAAUUUGGAACUCACGACGGAAAUGGUCGCAAACUAAUAUCGAGCAACAUUCGCAAUGAACAGUCUCUCAAUGCCUCGAAGAUACCCGACACUAUGCCUUCUAAACCGACUCGCACCAGCGUCCGUUCGGCUGGUCCGAGUAGCAGCGCUAGUCCAAUUUUCAAGCAAUCGUUCCCGUCGUCCAAAUUGCCGUUGUCUUCCAAUGUAACUUCUAGUAGCUCUCGACCUGCCGGUGCCUCGUGCAGUAAGGUAGCCUCUAGUGCAACUCUAUCUAAGCCGUCUGCAGUGUCUCAGCAGCAGCGGAAAAUACGUGACAUGGCUGCCAUGUUUGAAGGUCCUUGCGGAAGCUCCACUCCUGCUCCCGCCGGACCCCCAACUAAAAUCAUGAGGCAAUCAUCACGAGAAGGAAAAUAGUGAACGUGCCUCAGUGACUUUAUGUUGUUCUUUCUUGUUUAUAUUUUAGAUAAUAUUGCAAUUUCCCGCUGUAUCGUGUUGGCGACAACACCGGUGUUCCUUUGAAUAUUCGUCAAAGUUAAAGGACAUGUUUUAAAUAUUUAACGUUGAUGCAUUUGUAAGUGCGGAGUUCGUAUAUCUCAUGGCGAAUAUCCCUAACAUACCAAAGAUUUAUUUAAGGGUUUCUGUCUUCUCUUUUUUGCUUUAGUAUUACGAAAACGGCCGCUCUCUUAUUUAUUUUUCGGUUCAUUGAAAGACUAACUUGGUUAAACGGAACGGUUAAAUUUGUCUUUUCUAGGCUUCGAGAUUAAGAGUUUACAUCAAGCGUUCAGUUCCACACUUUUUUUGUCGGGUCGCGUACCAAAAUGGAGAUUGAUGAGUUUCGCAAUCUGUUUUAACUGAAGCAUAGAAAUAUAAUCACCUUAGAUGGCGAUUUAGGAUAAUGUUCAACUAGAAAGAUUGAAGGUAAUUUCCACUUUUUCGAAAUGCUUCUGAAAAUUUUUCAAUCCGGUUAGGCGCCUUUCGAUGAUUGCGAAAAAUAUUGUGCAUUUGGUUUGCAUCAUGAAUUUUUCUACGAUUGAGCAGCACAUUUUAAUCGUUGAUUAAACCAUGGUCACUGGCUUCAUUACGAUGCACACAGUACAAUCUUUCUUAGUGUUUCAAGUAUAUAGAGGUGUAAUGGUGUUGCUGCGAAUGAAAAAAGGUGUUGCUAGACUCUUUAGUUCGAAGAGAUAAGGGCCAGGGCACAAAGUUAAUUUGUAAUAUUAUUUAGCAUUUGAAAACGAAGUUUUUUUAAAACUGAUUUAUGUAAGGUGUUUGCAGCUAUGAGAAAAAUGUCUCGCAAAUAAACGGUUUGUAAACCAAGUAGCGCACGCAAGAGAGAUUCUUUUACACUCGGCGCUAUAUUCUAACGAUUUUUUUUUUAUCUUGGUGGGAUCAGAUACUACGCUCUCUAAGUGCAGGUCUGACCUUGAGGUCUAGUCAUUUGAUGUACAUUUUUUCCAAACAUCCUGUCAUUAUGAUGUAAAUUUUCGCCUAACUUCUACCCCAAGUACGCUUGUGGUUUCUUCUUAACUCUAUAUGGCCAUUCCACUCAUUACGGUUCGACGCUCAGCUCCUGAUUUCCCUAUUACUGUAAGAGAAUCUCUAUUUUAAAGCAUUGCGUCAGAGGUGAUGAGACGAUGUACUGCACUUCAGAUUUGAGGUGAUAUUUUGAUGCUGCAUAGAUGAAUAAGUACGUCAAACACACUAAAAUUAUUGCACGAUAACAAUCUAUAUGCUUAUUAGCCAUAGGUCGUAUACUGUGUACUGUCGAAUAUGAACAAAUCUGAUUUAUUGGU
Hyalella azteca is the source of this 8678-nucleotide messenger RNA. RefSeq lists its product as uncharacterized. The record is from RefSeq and is a predicted model, not a curated record. Gene Ontology annotation, biological process: small GTPase-mediated signal transduction. The transcript has 14 exons. NCBI's taxonomy places the organism in Eukaryota, Metazoa, Arthropoda, Malacostraca, Amphipoda, Hyalellidae. Bases 1 to 7299 code for a protein of 2432 amino acids. Gene Ontology annotation, molecular function: phosphatidylinositol binding; GTPase activator activity; protein binding.